Uloborus diversus is the source of this 3343-nucleotide messenger RNA. RefSeq names its product zinc finger RNA-binding protein-like (gene Zn72D). The transcript is spliced from 22 exons. Gene Ontology annotation, molecular function: double-stranded RNA binding; zinc ion binding; single-stranded RNA binding. Gene Ontology annotation, cellular component: precatalytic spliceosome. Lineage: Eukaryota; Metazoa; Arthropoda; Arachnida; Araneae; Uloboridae. The record is from RefSeq and is a predicted model, not a curated record. Bases 85 to 2916 code for a protein of 943 amino acids.
CAACAUCGUAUUUCUGACGUCAGUGAAGGUUGUUCUAUUCUUUCCCCAUUUGAUCGAUAGAUUGCGGCGUAUUAUAAAAUAAAUAUGGCUGCAAAUAAUUAUUUUGGAUUCACAACUGGUGGGACACAAUAUGCAAAUGCUACACCUACCCCUACAAAUUACACUACAAACCAAGCAACUGCUGGCUACACUGUGCAGCAUUCAGCUCAACCAUACACAGCUGCAGCUACUGCUCAGCGCUCCAGUCAGUCUGCAUAUGAAACUUAUCAGCAACCUACUCAUGCCACUACAAAUUAUCCCUAUGCGUCUAGACAGCAGACAACGUAUGAAAAAGCUCAGACAUAUUACCAGACACAAGUUCCGUAUUCAACUACCGAAACUCCUCAUUAUCAAAAUGUGAGCAGUAACAAACCUGUGUAUUCAACUACAAAUGUUAGCUAUAAUACACGACAAACUACUUCUGCUAAAGCUCAAACUCCGACUGCCCAGCAAUCAGCAACAUACUUAUAUUCUACUGGAGCAUCAUCUGGAAAUUCAACCUCAAAUCAGUACAGUUCUGCUUACAACAACUCUGCUGCAACUACAACUUAUUCUGCUUCUAUGUAUGUUCAGCAACCUUCUGUUACAGUUCAACCUGUUCAAGCCGCUCAGUCGACUAUUGUACAGCAACCACAGCAAGUGCAAACUAUUCAAUCUUCGACAACCAGUGCUGUUACUACUCCUAAAGUUCAUGCAAACAAUUGGAUGUCAUUCAAAAAAGGUCCAAUACGAAUGACUCGUCCCAAGUUGCCACCUAAACCACAGCAGCUACAUUAUUGUGAAGUAUGCAAAAUAAGCUGUGCCGGUCCCCAGACAUACAGAGAACAUUUAGAAGGUCAGAAACAUAAGAAAAAAGAAGCUGCUGCUAAAGCAGGAACUGUUGUACACCAUGUGUCUAGGGGUGGAACUACUUUGAAAUGUGAAUUAUGUGAUGUAACAUGUACAGGCUCCGAUGCAUAUGCUGCUCACAUCAGAGGAGCAAAACAUCAAAAGGUGGUAAAAUUGCAUACUAAACUAGGAAAACCCAUACCUUCAACAGAACCUCAAGUUCUUAGCACAGGUGCAGCAGACAACAAUAAGGCCUCAACUAGUGGUAACAAAGUUGGAAAGGGAAAUGCUAUUAAAAAGGCUGGACCACCAAAAAUUCAGUUUGUCGCUUCAAAAUCAGAAGAAACAAUUGAAAUGAAAGAAGAGACUGAUGAAGAAAAAGCUGAUGCCUCAAAAGAUGAUAAUGAAGUUCAGCCCGUUGGGCAAGACUAUAUUGAAGAGAUAAAAAAUGAAGAAGGCAAAGUUGUUAGUUUCCAGUGUAAAUUAUGUGAGUGUAAAUUCAAUGAUCCUAAUGCUAAAGAAAUGCAUAUGAAAGGUCGUCGACAUAGAUUGCAGUACAAGAAAAAAGUUAACCCAGAUCUUGUUGUUGAUAUUAAACCAAGCUUAAGGCAUCGUAAAAUACAAGAGGAACGCCUUCGCCGUCAGCAGAUGAUGGAUGACUAUUGGAAAAGGCGUGAAGAAGAAAGAUGGAGAGAAGAAAUGAGAUUGAUGGAAGAAGAGGAACGUUUAUAUUGGGAAGAGCGUAGAAGGUAUGAGGAUGAACUAGAAUAUUAUGAAUGGCACAGGCGUUUUGGACGAGAACCACGCAUGGGUCCUCCUAUGCCUCCACCUCCUCCCAGACCCUACUUGAUGGGAAUGCCUCCUGCUGGAAUGGGUCCACCUACUAUUCGACGUCCAGAUUCUGUGGAUGAUCGCCAUGUCAUGGCCAAGCAUACUCUGAUAUACCCAAAAGAAGAGGAACUAAAUGCUGUUCAAAAGAUAAUUACUAAUACUGAAAAAGCAUUAAAGUUAGUGUCAGAUUAUUUAACUGAGAAAGCAGAGAAAAAAGAAGUUCCAAAAGCAACAACUGAAACAAAAGAUGUAAAACCUGUAGAAAAUAAAGAUUCCAAAGAAAAGGAUUCCUCUCAACCCUACCGUGUUUUGAAAGGAGUCAUGCGCGUAGGUGUAUUAGCUAAAGGACUUGUUCUCACUGGUGAUUUGAACGUCCAGUUAGUAGUAAUGUGUGCCGAAAAACCGACACGUACUCUAUUAGAACGAGUGAUGGAAAAUUUACCAAAACAACUCUCUACCGUUGCUCCCGAUGAUAAAUAUGAAGUUCAAAGAUGUUUGGAAGAAGCUGCAAUUCUUGUUUCAUCUGCUUCAGAUCAAAAAAUAACAGUCACAGUUACUCUAACUUCUCCUGUAAUGCGAGAAGCCACUAAUGAUGGAAAUGCUUCUGGAGAGACUGUUAAAGACCCGCCGGAUGUUCUGGACAGGCAGAAAUGCCUGGACGCCUUGGCCGCCUUGAGACAUGCCAAGUGGUUCCAGGCUAGAGCAAGUGGUCUUCAAUCAUGUGUUAUGGUCAUACGUAUACUUCGAGAUCUGUGCCAGCGUGUACCUACUUGGAGCCGUUUGAACGGAUGGGCAAUGGAACUUCUGGUUGAAAAAGUGUUGAGCAGCAGCGGACAGCCUUUGAGUCCAGGAGAUGCCCUACGUCGUGUGUUUGAAGCGAUAGCGUCUGGUAUCUUGUUACCAGGAAGCUCUGGAUUGCUUGACCCAUGUGAAAAAGAUCCAACUGAUGCUGCUGGCAAUUUGACAAAUCAAGAAAGAGAAGAUAUUACUGCUAGUGCUCAGCAUGCUUUAAGGUUGAUAGCAUUUCGACAAAUUCAUAAAGUAUUGGGUAUGGAUCCUUUGCCACCACCGAAAUUUGUACGUGGUACAAUUCCAAGGAAACGUAGACGUGACAAUAGCACUAGUGAAGGAAAUGAUUCUGAAGGAGCAAAUGGCAAGAAAGAUAAGAAAGAUGAAGUAAAAGUGGAGAAAAUGGAAACAUCAGACUCUAAACCAUGAGAAAAGAAACUUAAGUGAAGCAUCUUGUUUAGAAUUUUCAUUGGAAGGAAAUUUUAUUUCUACAUCUUUGAGCUGGUGUUUUAUGCACACCUACUAAAUUUUCAGUAAUUGACCUUGCAUAUAAAUGCUGCAAUUUUCAUGUAGAUUAUGUUUCAUUUUCAUCACCUCAUAUUGUAUUUCCACUAGGUGUUUAAUUUACACAAACUUUAAUAUCAUCCAAAAUUUACUCAUUGGAAAUUGUGGAUUUAUUUUAUAUGUGGUCUUAAUGGCAUAGCAACCUUAGAUAUGCAUUUAAAUUUUUCAGUGUAACAGUGCUGUAAAGUUCUGUUUUUCAUUAUUAAAUAUGUUACCUCAAGCGAUUUUGUUAUGGUUUAGACCUAUUAUGAAACUACUUUUGUCAAUAAAAUGUAUGUAUUUGCGUUGUUUA